AUUACUAUUUUAAUAUUAUGUACUAUGUAGGUAGUACGUGCCGUAGUGCGUACGUGCAGUUUGUGUUCGUGGUUCGUCCGUGAUCCGUCUCUAGUCGCGAUAUUCGUGUGUUUUUCAUUCGAUCGGGUCUGUGUGUCAACGUGUGUACGAAGUACGAACUACGAUCUCGCACUUCGCCCGUGUGCUUGUGUGUAUCCGUCUCUCUUUGAUUGCGCGCGCUCUUGUGCGUGUGUUAAAAGAAAUUUGGUAGUGCGUGAAUCGGUGGUUUUUAGUUUUUAUUUUCCGUUUCCGGGUGGUAAUCAUUUAUAGUACCAUAAAAAGAGUUCGUCCGUCGUCAGAUCUUCCGAGUUCCGGUGUGUGAGCGGUAUUUCUCUUGCGGAUCUACACCUGCGCGGCCAUCAUCUCGAUCUAAGUGCAUAGCUACGAACAUCAAUUGUGAACUGACACGAAAUUAUCAAUAGCCACUACACAAUCGAGUAAAAAUAAAACGCACUAAGUUCAAUCAUUCACACCAUCAUGUGAGAAUAUGUCCUUGUAAUGGGACGAAAUCGAAACAGAAGAGCCAGCCACAGUGUUCAAAAUACCAAUGUACCAAUGUCCCAGCGCAGUGACUAUGUUGAUCUAUGUCGCAACAUUAUACGCGACAUGGAUCUGUAUGGAGUGUGUGUGUUAGAUAACUUCCUAGGUUAUCAACGUGGUAUGACUGUACUUGAUGAAGUUUUGAAUUUAUAUAACAUGGGAGUGUUCAAGGAUGGUCAAUUGGUUCGAAAUAAAGCAAGUAAUAAUCUCAAAACUAUAAGAGGUGAUCAGAUCAUUUGGGUUGAUGGUCGUGAAGAUUGUUGCAAACAAAUUGGACAGCUUAUAAGUGAUGUUGAUGCCGUAGUUAUGGGAUCAAACAAAAUGAAUGACAAUGGUAAACUUGGAAACUAUACCAUUAAUGGCAGGACCAAAGCUAUGGUCGCUUGUUAUCCAGGACAUGGAUCUCAUUAUGUGAAGCAUGUAGAUAAUCCAAACAAAGAUGGCCGAUGCAUUACUGCGAUAUACUAUUUAAAUAAAGACUGGGAUAUUAAAGAAAAUGGUGGCUUGCUAAGAAUAUUUCCGGAAGGUUGGAGUGAUCAAGUAGCUGAUAUAGAACCAUUAUUUGAUCGUAUAUUAUUCUUUUGGUCUGACCGAAGAAAUCCUCAUGAAGUUCAACCAGCUUUUAAAACUAGGUAUGCAAUUACUCUUUGGUAUUUCGAUGGUAAUGAGAAAGAAGAAGCUGGAAGAAGAUUUCAAGAUGCAAGCGACUUAAAUAGUAUGCAAGUUCCACAGUUGUGAAAAUAUCACGAGUAAUAUUUCAUUGACUAGUAAAUUGGACUCUUGAAUUCUGUACUGAUCUUAAAUAAGAAUUUGCGUUACUCAAAGUGGUGAUCUGUAUACUGAUCAACUCAGUAA
Myzus persicae (green peach aphid) is the source of this 1434-nucleotide messenger RNA. RefSeq names its product egl nine homolog 1 (gene Hph). Gene Ontology annotation, biological process: cellular response to hypoxia; peptidyl-proline hydroxylation to 4-hydroxy-L-proline. The record is from RefSeq and is a predicted model, not a curated record. Lineage: Eukaryota; Metazoa; Arthropoda; Insecta; Hemiptera; Aphididae. The coding region runs from base 538 to 1317 and encodes 259 amino acids. The transcript has 6 exons. Gene Ontology annotation, cellular component: nucleus; cytoplasm. Gene Ontology annotation, molecular function: L-ascorbic acid binding; ferrous iron binding; peptidyl-proline 4-dioxygenase activity.